Molecule: messenger RNA, 1485 nt
Organism: Lates calcarifer (barramundi perch)
Lineage: Eukaryota; Metazoa; Chordata; Actinopteri; Centropomidae
Exons: 6
Coding region: 170-1210 (346 amino acids)
Biological process (GO): response to bacterium
Source: RefSeq, a predicted model, not a curated record
UUGGAACAUUUGGUUGACAUAUUUCCGCUGUGGUAGUACAGUGAAACGCCAACAUAACAAAUGACCAAUCAGAUUGCUGUGAAAUUGUUCCGUCCCAUUUGAUAGGAGUACAUCAAGGCAGAUCAUCUCAUAAUAAAUUAACUGCUGUCUCAGCUGCUGAGACCAGAAAAUGUUGGCCAUAAUACACAUACUGCUCGUGAUCAAUAUUGGACGAUGCACAGACGAUUACAUCUUUGAGACAAAGACUGUUGAUGUUGGAGAUAAUGUGACUCUGACAUGUCCUCGCCAGAGAACUGGGCUUGCUACAGACUUAUUCUGGAUCAGACUUGUUUCUGGAACCUUUCCAGAAGUUUUAGGAGGAAUGAUAGCCAGUGAUUACAAGCGUGUAAAGAAAACUCAUCACAUGACAGCAAAACAAGAGCUUGGAUUAUUUGUCCUGCAUUUUUCCAAAACACAGAUAAGUGAUACUGCAAUCUACUACUGCAUAAAAGUGAAACAACAUAACAUGACAUUUCUGAAAGGAAUAUUUCUGAGAAUCAAAGGGCCAGAAUCUGCUGUCACUCAAGACUUUCUGUCUGAUCCAGUUCAUCCAGGAGACUCAGUGACUCUGCAGUGUUCAGUCCUCUCUGACUCUGAGAAGAAAACAUGUCUAGAAGAUCACCAUGUGUACUGGUUCAGAGCUGGAUCAGAUCAAUCUCAUCCCAGUUUGAUCUAUGCUCAUGGAAAUCACAGUGAUACAUGUGAAGAAGGUCCUGAGGUUCAUUCUCCUCAGAAAUGUGUCUACAGCUUUUCUAAGAACGUCAGCUCCUCUGAUGCUGGGACUUAUUACUGUGCUGUGGCCACAUGUGGAGAGAUCAUUUUUGGAAAUGGAACAAAACUGGACAUUGAAGUUGUCAGCACGUGUGAUUCACAAGAGGACAAUUCAGUUGUCUUUCUGCUGUUUGUUGCUUUGGCUAUAAGUCUGAUUGUUAUAGCCUUCCUUGUCUAUGGCAUCACAAAAAAGUCUUGUGAUUGUUGCAAAGCUGCAGUCAGUCUGCAAACAAAUGCUGCAACAGCCAGUGGUAAUCAGCAAAGCCAGCAGAGAAAUGAGGAGCCUUUGGUUUACUCUACAGCCAGUCCUUCACCAGGAGAAAAACUGACAAAGCAGGGAGAAGGAAGGCAACAGCAAAGGAAGAGACAAUCUACACUGAUGUCAGGGCUUUUGCAAUAGAUUAACAAUCCAUUCCAUAUUAUUUUUGUGGUUUUUAAAGGUUUUCAAAGAAGGGUUUGAUGAAUCUGCCCAAGCUGGGUAAGAAAGAUUCAUCUUGAAAGAGCUGUGAGAAAGGUUACCUUUGUCUCUUUUAUGUUAUGCAGUUUUAGAGCUGUUAACGUCCUUCCAUGACUUUAUCUCUGUAUUAAUGCGCUGCAAAGAACAGUUGUAUUAAAAGAACUCAACAUGUGUAUGUGUUUGUUAAUAAACUAACUUUCACAUCUAAAAUGCACAGA